AUGUCAUUUCCAACUAUCAAUCAUUUCCAGUCUCUUGGAGUGACUCCCACAACUUCCUUUGCUGAUAUAAAGCGAGCUUACAGAAAGCUCUCGUUGAAAUACCACCCAGAUAAGACACCUGACAAAGCCCAUCAUGAAAAAUUUAAGGAGAUCAAUGCCGCCUUUGAGGUGAUACGAAACCAUUAUGAAAAAUAUAAUAACACUACAGGUCCCCAAGUACCUACUAGCGCGCCCAAUACACCACCAACUUUUCAACCUUCGUAUACAACUUACGCACAUUUCUCAACAUCAGGUCCAGGGCAAACGUUCUCUAGUAGACAGUACUACAGUAGGUUUUCACAUAGUGGGCAUACUGCAUCCAAUGCAAGAAAUAGUGGUGGUAGUGAGGGUAAGUCUGGUACACAUUCAACCGAACAAGCAUACUUUCAAGCAUUCCACAAGUCACAAGAAGAGCAACGAAGGCAAGCUGCUGCUGCUGCUGAACGGGCGAAAAGGAGUAGAGAGCGAUUGGUAGAGAUGUUGAAGGCAGAGGCAGAAGCUAAACGAAAGGAGGAGUUGCGACGAGCUGAAGCUAGAAGAAAGGAGAUUGAGAGAAAGGAAGAAGAAAGGAAAAGAAUGGAGGCUGAAAUAAAAAAGAUGAAGGAAUCAAAACAGCGAGAGGCCGAAGAGCAAAGGAAGCAAAGGAAACAAAGGAAGCAACGAGAAGCGCAAGAAGCUGACACCGCAUACACGGGAAAGACCGCUGGCCAAAAUCAAAGUACAAAUGGAGCUUCUGAACCCCCCCUUGAUGACCCUAAUGAAGAUUAUAAUCCAUACGACCACCAACCACUGCAUUCAAAAAGCCAGCAAGAAAACAAAGAAUAUCAAGAAGCAAAACAAAGGCGACGAGAUAUGAUUGAUGCUGCAGAAACUGCCAACCAAUUUUUGAAAUCCCAAUUGAAUCCCAGCGAGGAGGACAAGUUUUAUCAAUCAAAAAAAAACCAACCUAAUGACUCAAAUGCAACAGAGGAACAGUAUAUGCCCACAAGCAAACGUCGCAAAAAUGGUGAUUCAAGUGGGGAGAAGAGGGCUAAGUUUAAAAAAGCACAAAUCAACCCAUUUACAUCAAACAAUGACAUACCCGAUAUUGAACCCAUAAUAAUAUCGGAUGGAUCGUAUCAUCUGGAUGAUGAUGAUGAUGAUGAUGAUGACGAAAUUACUAUAAUCAAGGAGACACCGCCUGGCAUGAAACUGAACCGUUCGUCAAAUGCAGUACCUAGAAGUGAUACUACUAAUACCCAGAAUGGCACUCAUCCUUUCACUGACGAGAAAGCUGAUGCUGAGUACGCCCCUGAAAAAUUAGAUGAAUACAUUCCAUUCAAUGUGAAACCAAAAGCUCCACCAAGGAGUAGUACUACCUUGCCAACAAGACCAGACAAGAAGAGCUCACCCAUUUCACCAGGCAAGCCAGCACCACCACAGACGACGUAUACGCGACAUCGAAUGGCAUCGCCGCACAAACGAUUUAAAAUCAGUACUAGUCACAACUCCUCAGCUUUCGAUAUGGGCAACUUGGAUAUCAAUGUAGGAGACAUCGAAGAGGUUGAUUUCCGAGAUUUGGAGGAUAGCCUCCCAGAAAGUCUGAAGAGAAAGCAACCAAACACAAACUCGGAGAAUAUUUCAGCAAACACCACAUCGAGGAGAACACGAUCGGCUCAGUUCACUGACGGUACGUCAAGUGCUGAGACUUUGGCAACGCCAUUGAAUAAAAAUACAGUUCGCGGUCAUUCAGCUGCCCGGUUCCACACUAGUGACGAAAGAUCAUCAGCUCGACGACUUAGUGUAUUGGAUUUCCAUGCGUCCCCCGAAGUUCACAAUUUUACACCGCCAAAUCCUCCCCCUCUUGAUCUUAGUCCGAAUAUAAGUCGUACAAAGUGGAAGCGAUUCGUCGAAUCAGUGGAGAAUUAUCAAAUGUUGUUUAUUGAAUACAAGGAGCUUAUAGUUCAGUAUCAGAUCGAAAGAACUCAAAGAGACUUUGCCUAUUUUGAAACAGUGAAUGAUUUACAGGAUACACACAACCUAGGCGUGUACAAUACCUGCUUGCAGCGAGACUUGGAAGUGAUUACUAAAUACCAAGAGGCUCUCCGUGUGUUUAGUCAUACUAUGACAUUGUUUCAACAAGGCUGUCAAUGGAUCAGGAAGAUCAAAGAACACGACCCCAACUGGGUUUGA
Lodderomyces parapsilosis is the source of this 2211-nucleotide messenger RNA. RefSeq lists its product as uncharacterized. The transcript has a single exon. The record is from RefSeq and is a predicted model, not a curated record. The coding region runs from base 1 to 2211 and encodes 736 amino acids. NCBI's taxonomy places the organism in Eukaryota, Fungi, Ascomycota, Pichiomycetes, Serinales, Debaryomycetaceae.